Oppia nitens is the source of this 582-nucleotide messenger RNA. RefSeq names its product histone deacetylase 11-like. The record is from RefSeq and is a predicted model, not a curated record. The transcript has 3 exons. Gene Ontology annotation, molecular function: histone deacetylase activity. The coding region runs from base 1 to 582 and encodes 193 amino acids. Lineage: Eukaryota; Metazoa; Arthropoda; Arachnida; Sarcoptiformes; Oppiidae.
AUGAAAUGGCAGACAAGCGGCAGUAUAUUGGCAGCACAGUUAGCCAUUGAACAUGGUUGGGCAAUCAAUCUGGGCGGUGGCUUUCAUCACGCAUCACAGCUAAAAGCUGAGGGAUUUUGUUUGUUGGCUGAUAUCAGUUUGAUUAUCAAAUAUCUUUGGAAAUAUCGGAAUCCAGAUCUAAAAUUUAUGAUUAUUGAUUUAGAUGCUCAUCAAGGUAAUGGUUAUGCUAUUGAUAAAUCAAUUUUAUUAAGUAAAGAGCGAGAUCAAAUCUAUAUAUUUGAUUUAUAUAAUAAAGAUAUUUUUCCGAAUAACGCUUUUGCCAAAUUAGCAAUUAAUGAACAUAUAGAAAUUUCAUCGGAUAUUCAAGAUGAUGAAUAUAUUACAUUGCUAAAAAAAAAUUUAGCAUGCGCAUUCAAUGAAUAUAAACCUGAUCUAAUUAUCUAUAAUGCUGGAACUGAUGUUUUAAAUGGCGAUCCAUUGGGCAAUAUGAAUUUAACAAUAACUGGUGUUAUUGAUCGUGAUCAAAUUGUUUUUGAGCAUGCUAAAACUAAUAAUAUACCAAUAGUCAUGCUAACAAGGUAA